Molecule: messenger RNA, 912 nt
Organism: Rotaria socialis
Lineage: Eukaryota; Metazoa; Rotifera; Eurotatoria; Philodinida; Philodinidae
Source: the annotation of a GenBank genome assembly
AUGUACGCCAUUAGUUUUGUUGGUAUUCUACUACUUUCACUUGUGAAUAGUGCAGCUAGUAAUUGUCAGGUUACUGGAUACUGUGGUUCUGGUCUAUGUUGUUCACCAUUUGGUGCUUGCGGUUCAGGUACUCAAUACUGUGGUGGAGCAGUUUCCGUAUAUCCAGGAUGGUCAGGUUCGCCGUUUGUUGGUACUGAUUGUCGUCUUGUAGGCUGUGGAGCUGGCUAUUGUUGUUCACCUUAUGGCUAUUGUGGGCAAUCAGUUGAAUAUUGUGGUAGCCCUCCAACUGUUCUUAUUGUUGCACCUGCUCCUAUUCCAGCUCCCUCUCCAGCCGUAGGCUCAUGUCGAUUAACUGGCUGCCCAGCUGGUUCAUGUUGUUCACAAUAUGGAUUCUGUGGAAAUACAGCUGCUUAUUGUGGUGCUAUUUCCUAUGGUAAUUGUGGUGCUACAGCAUGUGGUUCUGGUCUUUGUUGUACACGACAGGGAUAUUGUGGUACAAUUGGUAUUUAUUGUGCAUAUCAAAAAUCAUCAGGUAAUAUUGAACCAGUAUCAAUCGAAGGUGAAUUUAAAGGUCAAGCAUCAUACUAUAACGAAACCAAAGUUGGCUCACAAUAUUCAACAUGUGGUAUUCAACGAGGACAAUCAUUGGAUGAGAAUGACCAAAAAGUUUAUGGUGCUGCACUUAAUCAAGCUCAAUUCGAUCCAUACACUGUUAACGGUAUUCCAAGUUCAAAUCCAAUCUGUCAAAAGAAAGCUGUAGUUAGAGGCUCACGAAGUGAAAUAAUAGUUCGAUUCAUUGACAGAUGUCCAGAUUGCAAAGCGGGUGACAUUGCUUUAACACAAGACGCAUUUAUGGCUGUUGCUGGAGACAUUGGCGAUGGUACUACAAUAGUCGAAUGGCAUUUUCUUUAA